Clarias gariepinus (North African catfish) is the source of this 2389-nucleotide messenger RNA. RefSeq names its product endoribonuclease ZC3H12A (gene zc3h12aa). Gene Ontology annotation, molecular function: mRNA binding; metal ion binding; RNA endonuclease activity. Gene Ontology annotation, cellular component: nucleus; cytoplasmic ribonucleoprotein granule. NCBI's taxonomy places the organism in Eukaryota, Metazoa, Chordata, Actinopteri, Siluriformes, Clariidae. Gene Ontology annotation, biological process: 3'-UTR-mediated mRNA destabilization; nuclear-transcribed mRNA catabolic process, RNase MRP-dependent. The transcript has 6 exons. Bases 219 to 2042 code for a protein of 607 amino acids. The record is from RefSeq and is a predicted model, not a curated record.
ACGAAUAAAUGUCAUUCGGUGAGCAAGAGACGUGGGAGACGUGCAGUACAGACAAUAUUAAAGUCAGCGUUUCUUUUCUGUCAUUACAUGCUCACAAUAGUAACGAAGAAUCGAUUGAACACGACACAGAAGAAGUAAGAUCUAGUUGUAUACAAUGAGACUGAAGUUGAAGUUGUCUUGACGUGCCAUACUUGCUGAAUUCCAAGUCAUCUUACAGAAUGUUGCCUGCUUGCCAGCAUGGCACCUCUGAUCUCCAGCUAAAAGUGGACUUUUUCCGUAAGCUGGGCUACUCAACCCAAGAGGUACAGGCAGCCCUGCUUAAACUAGGGUUGGACACAGAUACAAAUGCUGUACUGGGGGAGCUGGUGCGUUCUGGAGUCAGAGAGCCACCCACAGUGUAUCAGGAGAGUGAUGAUGGAAGCUCUGGAUUUAGUCACCGUGGAGGAGGCGGAUCAAGCAGUAAAGGUCUCCACAGGGACUUUCAGCAUUCACCAGCAGUAGAUGAAAUUGACAACGACCUAAAGCCCAUUGUAAUUGAUGGAAGUAAUGUUGCUAUGAGUCAUGGAAACAAGGAAGUUUUUUCAUGUCGAGGAAUUGAGCUGGCAGUUAAUUACUUCCUUGAGAGGGGACACAGGAACAUAACAGUUUUUGUGCCCUUGUGGAGAAAGGAGCAGCCAAGACCAGAUGUCCCUAUUUCAGAUCAGCACAUCCUAGCAGAGCUAGAAAGGAAAAAGAUAGUUGUAUUUACACCCUCCCGACGGGUAGGAGGAAAGCGAGUGGUCUGCUAUGAUGAUCGCUUUAUUGUCAAACUUGCUUGCGAUCUGGAAGGUGUUAUUGUGUCCAAUGACACAUACCGUGAGCUUCAGAGUGAACGGCCUGAAUGGAAGCGCUGUGUUGAGGAGGGGCUACUUAUGUACUCAUUUGUCAAUGACAAGUUCAUGCCACCAGAUGACCCUCUUGGUCGCCAUGGUCCAAACUUGGAUAAUUUCCUCAGAAAGAAACCUCUACUACCGGACACCAAACGCCAACUUUGUCCUUAUGGAAAAAAAUGCACAUACGGAAUCAAAUGCAAAUUUUAUCAUCCUGAGAGAACCAGCCAGUCACAGCGUUCUCUUGCAGAUGAGCUAAGGGACAAUGCCCGUCUUUCCAGUUCAAUUUGUUCCUAUUCAGAGGAGAACCGAAAAUCAGGAGCUUCCCUCAGAGGGCCCCGUCACACUGAGUCUGGCUUUGGCUCAUACUUUCCCUCUUUAGGGCAAGAGCUGAAAUACAAGCUAACCCUGGAACCUGCUGUUUGUGUAGCAAGAAAACAACUCAGUGAAAGCAUGCAGCACUACUGGGAAGAUGGUCCUACAAAGUACCAGGCCUGCAACCCAGCUAGCCACAAUCCUCUGGACUGGCAUAGUCUGUACUCCUCAUACUUUACUACAUCUUUAUCUAGCACAGAUUCUGGCCUUGGCUCCUAUGAGAGCCAGUUUUCAGAGGCAUCUCAAGGACAUGAAGACUCAUACAGGAAUUGCAGUAGUUAUAAUAGUUUUUAUGAGCAGCCAGAUGUUCGUCUUGCUUCCACUUGCUCUUCUGAGUCAAUUGUCCAACCAAGCAUUCAUCAGUACCAUCCUCCCCAGCGCAUAACCGAUUCAUUUGAUUAUGAUACACCCCAGUUCUGUAGGCCCUCAAGGAACCAACCCCAUAGCCUUCCCAAUAACCUACAGCCUAAUGGACUCAAUUACAGCCAAACAAACACUUGUUCUGACACAAUGUGGCUUUCUCAAAACAAAGCUUACCCAAAACAAAGCUUUAGUUUACCCAACCCUCUGCAUGCUGUUGGAUCUCACAAACCUGCUGAUAUUGUGCAAAGCCAAGGAGCACUCUGUCCAAACACUGUCCCAUUUGAGACAGAACGAGAAGAGACAAGGAAGAAACUCCAUGCGAUUUUUAAUCCCCAUCAUGUGGAUAAGGUUAUGAGAAGAUUCCCAAAGCUAAAAGAUGCUGAACAGCUUGCAGGAAAGAUUCUUAAACUCAAGUCCAUAGGAGAGUUGUAUUAAUUGUUCUAUUUUGAUAACGAUAUACUUUAAGAAAAGCAGAGCAUAUUUUUUUCAUAUGAGACUCUGCUUAGUAAUAAAUGUUGAAUAACUCUGAAUCUUAGAAAAUGUAUUAUUGCUCUCUCUCUUAACAUUUUAGUUAUUUUGUUGGAUUGUUUUGGCUAUGGCCAGAAGUCUUAAGGUUAAUUAUACCUGAAUUUCACAUCACAUAGUAAAUGUGGUGACUAUGUAUGACAUGAAAGUCAAGUUAUUUCUACAAAAGUUGUUUAUAUUUGACUACAGAAUCUGUAUCAUGUUGUAUUGUUAAAUCUAUUGAUAAACAAAAGUGUGUUUUUUUUUUUUUUUUUUUU